UCUAUAUUCACACUGCAAUAAUCCAACUGUCAGCAGAAGAAGCCCUUCACUAAGCCAAAAGAAAAUGGCGGUCUUCUCUAUGAUGCUUUGGCAAGACCUACAAAGCUUUGAUUGUUUAGGUGUAUAAAGAAGACAACCCAUUUGCCCAAAAGGAGAAUAAAUUAGCAUGUGAGCUGACGUUUCUGAAGAAAUUGGCUUCGCUUGCCUUUAUAGCCCUCUUUCCCAUUGUCAAUUUCCAGAUAUUUACUACAGUUGUCUUCUUCUCUUCAUUUAAUGAGAUAUCAGUGAUGCCUCAUCAGAAUCAGGGACAAAAUGGGCAGCAGGGUGUGUGGAUGUACCAAUGCAUCCAUUGUAAAAAAAACUUCCCUUCAAGCCAGGCCAUAGCAGGCCAUACAAAGGGUCAUUUCAGAGAUGGCUGGGUUAAAGGAACCCCCCAGAGCAAAGUAUUUGUACUAUUUUCUGAGUAUCAGCAGCAGCAGGGUUCUAUUACUGACUCUUCAAUUCCCGAGAAACAUGUUUUUUCUGCAGCAACAUCUGACACUCACUUAACAGAUGCUCAUCGAUUGCCAAUAGGUGAUGUGCAGAAUUCCAGAAGCCUGGUCGUACGGCCUCCAUCUCCAGCUUCAGCUUCGUCUAGCAGACAACCACGAAUCCCUAGGCAUCAUUUGAGGCUUCGUGAUCUGAAGAUACUAGCUAGGCUAAGGGCUCGUCUUACCAGAGAGGAGCAAGAAGUCAUUUUGCGUCUUCUUGAUAGUGCUAUGGAACAGGCAAAACAAUCAAGAAAGAAGAGCACUGAGGCGGAGGUGAUCCCAAAUAGAAACUCAGAAGCAGCAGCUGCGAUUGGAACUACUGACACAGAUACCGAUGUCUCUUCUGAGGAAUCGGAUGAUGAGUCCAAAACUAUGUGAUCAUAUGGUUAAAGCAUAUAUGCAAUAGUUUCUGGGCUAUUUCUUAUUAGUUAUGGUUCUGAAGACCGUUCGAAUUAUUAGUGAAGUGUUCUAUUAGAUAUAUGAACAGUAUAAUGUUGUUGCUUUUUUAGAUCAUCUAAGAGUAGAGUUGAACAAGGUUCUUCCCUUUGUCCCCUCUGUUGAAUUAAUGUAUAUGUGACUGCUACUGAGGCAUUGUCUGUGACUGUGUGAGGCCUUGGUUGCUUUAUUAAUUGAAGAUAUAUGUAUGUUUUGCUAUUCUGAAGGAAGCCAAUUGUUACACUU
Messenger RNA from Solanum stenotomum, 1211 nucleotides. RefSeq lists its product as uncharacterized. NCBI's taxonomy places the organism in Eukaryota, Viridiplantae, Streptophyta, Magnoliopsida, Solanales, Solanaceae. The coding region runs from base 288 to 908 and encodes 206 amino acids. The transcript has 5 exons. The record is from RefSeq and is a predicted model, not a curated record.